AUGAAAAGUGUGAGAGUGAAGAUGAGCAGGAGGAUCUCUGAUCUGUGCAGCUUCCUGUGGCUUUUCCUCCUCAUUGAUCCUCAUCCCUCCUUGUUGUCUCCUGCUUUCUGCUGUGCUGCUUUUCCUCCCUCUGCUGAUCAUCACCGGCUGCAAGUUGUACAAGCUGAUAUUUCCUCCAUCAGCAGCGACGCUGUCGUUCACCCCACCAACUCCACCUUCCACACGGGUGGAGAAGUAGGGAGUGCGCUGGAGAAGAAGGGCGGGAAGGAGUUUGGUGAAGCCGUUUUGGAGCUGCGCAAGAAGAACGGCCCUCUGGAGGUGGCUGGAGCGGCGAUGAUGUCGGGUUACGGCCUUCCAGCGAAGUUUGUGAUCCACUGUAACAGUCCCGGCUGGGGCUCGGAUAAGUGCGAGGAGCUGCUGGAUAAAACCGUGAAGAACUGCCUUGCUCUGGCUGAUGAGAAGAAACUCAAAUCUGUGGCGUUUCCCUCCAUUGGCAGCGGCAGGAACGGUUUUCCAAAGCAGAUGGCUGCGCAGCUGAUCCUGAAAGCCAUCAACAGCUACUUUGUGUCCACCAUGUCAUCCUCCAUCAAGACAGUUUACUUCGUCCUGUUUGACAGUGAGAGUAUCGGCAUCUAUGUCCAGGAAAUGGCCAAACUCGACACCAAAUAAAUUUAUAUCUGUGUGUUUUUAAUACGUUGUGGGUUUCAUACACAGAUCUCCACUUUAGAGCCCUAGAUAUCCUGAUGUUGUCAGGUGCUGUGAGGUCAUGUGACCUCUGUACUCAUCUUUUCUUUCCAUGAGCAGCAACCAAUGAGCAGUCCUAUCUAGAUGUAAACAUUUUCCCAAAAAAAUACAGAAGGAAUAAAAUUUCUGACCCAUUUUCCUGCAUCACUGAGUUUAAAUGUCAUGGUGAGAUGUUUCACGUGAAAAUUUAUGUUAAACGUUUUUAUAAUAACUUUUAUACUCCGUGUGUGCAGAUGGUGGUGUUCCUCAGGGCUCACUGCUCGGUCCUCUGCUCUUUUUGCUGAUGUUAGCUUUGCAUGAGUUUUUAGUGUUGCUUGAAAAAUCAUUAGAUAAUUAAGUUUGCCAAAUUAGUAUGAAUUACUACCAUCAUUAAUUUAUACAAUUUCUGUAAUAAUUAGCUAGCUCCAUGCAGAAUCUAGACUCUAUCUCAGGCACUAAUGUGGAGAUCUGUGGUUUUAUUAGAGUUUAAAAUGUUUAUUGAGUUACUUGUGGAUUUUAUGUUGAGACGGUGGUUGAGUGUGUUUGUGUUCUUGUCUCACUGCAGGACUGUUUGAAAUUUAUUAGAGACUGAGGUGACUGUGUAUCUCUCUCUCUCUCACACACACACACACACACACACACACACAAAUACUUGAUCUUCAAACUCUGUUUUGUUUUUUAAAUGUAACAUAACUCUAACUUCAUUAACAAAUAUCCAACACGUUGCAUUAAUGUAGUUUUUUGCCAAUAAUGAGAUUUUUCUCAUGCUAGAAAAUUAGCUGUUUCUAUGGUAACAUUGAGAAGGAAAUUCUCAAACACAAAGGUGAAUAAGUUUCAUUUCGUUCGUUUUGUUCAAAUGAGUCGUUCAUUUCGUUUGUUGAAUCAGCCCUUCUGGAAAGAUCGAUAUGUUGCAGUUCAUUCCUCUGAGUCAUUCAGCUCCUACGGCCGGUAAUUUUCUUGUCAAACUUAAAAUUACAAAAUGGUAGCCUAAUAGUUUUAUAUUUAAUGUACCACUGCAUUACUGUAAUAUUCGCCGGACACUAAAAUUAUUGGCCAAUGUUGUUCAGACAAUAUUCUACAAAAAGAUCUUACAACUAGUCUGGAUUUUCAGUAACUAUAAAAGACAGCAUGUUGGCGCUGUUUUGUGAAAUCGUUUGAAUCCUGUUUCUUGCAUGGCUGUUUCACAUAUUACAGACCUGACACACAGUGGGAUUGAUGUAAAUAGUGCACUAUGUUAUCGUUGUGUUUGUUGAUCCAUUUAGUACGCGAUGUCUUUAAAAGCUGCUUGUUCACUGAAAUGCCAAACAACUGCUAAUAAAAGAAGGUCGUGGGUU
Messenger RNA from Neoarius graeffei (lesser salmon catfish), 2057 nucleotides. RefSeq names its product core histone macro-H2A.1-like. The transcript is spliced from 5 exons. Lineage: Eukaryota; Metazoa; Chordata; Actinopteri; Siluriformes; Ariidae. The coding region runs from base 1 to 669 and encodes 222 amino acids. The record is from RefSeq and is a predicted model, not a curated record.